CCCCCCCCCGGCCCGCUCCAUCCCCGUUUGCCACCCCUUUUCUCCUCCUCUCGCCGCCCUCCUACCAUGAGCCCUCCUCAUGGUGCGGGCGGCAUCAGCAUCCUGCCUCUAGCAGGUCUACCACGCUCAAAUGGCUGGACGCGCGGCGGCCCUCUCCCUCACCCCCCAGCGCCUCCCACCAUUUCCACAGAGUACGAUUACGACGCCGAGUCGGACGAUCCCGACGUUCUUUCCGACGACCCGGCCGAGCUCGACGAUCUCACUCCUGGCACCAAGAAGCGCAAGGGUCCUGUCCCCGUGGUUCCCGGAAGCGAUGCGGACAUGGACUCUGGCCGCGAUGGCCUCGACCGCAACCCGCCACGAGCAGCGCGCGAGGACACCGAGGGAUCAUUGCGCAUGUCAGUAAGACGCCUUACGCGGUCAAACGGUGCCACGCUCGCUGCGCAGCGUCGUGCUUUGUUCCAGAAGCGCAAAGUCGCCCUCGUCGCGCUCUACUGUGAUGCGCAGGCUGCGUAUGACGCAGCGAAUCCAUGCCCCAUCACACCAACCUCCGCCACGUCGACAGGCAAGAAAGAUUCCAAGGCGUCACCGAAAUCUGCGCCAAAGGGCAAGAAGGGCACAUCGGGCACUGCCUCGCCGACCAAGAGCGGCGCCGCCUCGCCCGUCUUGGCUGCUCCUGCAACCCCUGCUGCGGCUCCAAAGUCUGGUCUUCCCGACGUUGCCGCAUUCGAGCGCCUGCUCCCGGCUCUGGAAGACGUGGUCGUGUGGCCGCCUGACGCCCCAAGCUGGCGCGAGGGCGACGACGCCGCACGCCCUGUACCCCGCCGCACCCUCGAACGGUGGCGCACUGGCUUUGCGCAACGCAAACGCCAACGCACGGACCGCCAGCCCGUCCACCGUGGUGGCUGGAUUCCAGAGGGCAGCUUUGAGCUGGACAUUGCUUGCGAGGCGUCGACGCGUGCGCGUACCCGCGCGCGUGAGCGUAUGACGCUGCUGCGCCUUGCGGAACAGCUGCGCGCCCUGGUCCUUGCCUGCAACAAGAUUCCCUCGGCGCCCGAGCCCAUGAGCCCGCCGCCUUCGCCCGCGGUCGUCCUCGAGCCGCUUGCGCAGAAGCUACCCCCAUCUCCGAAGAAGAACUCGAAGAAGAAGAAGAAGAAGCGUACGACGCUGGCCAACGAGGGCAACCCGCACCACGUGGACAAGUACCGCCCUUCGCGACCGAUCCCGACCACGGACCCAUACGAGCCGUGGCCCGGUCACUCAUCUCUCCUUUUCCCACCGCCCAUGCGCGUGCUUGCUGCGCGCCCGGGCGGAAAGGACCAGCGCCCCGGCGAAGACGAGUACAUCUGCUGGUCGUGUCAAUACGCGCUGUUCUAUGGCUCGGAGGCGCUGCGCAAGCACGCGAUCCGGCAGCGGCGUGCCGAGAUAAAGCGGCGCGAGAAGCUCAAGGCGCGCGCGCGCGAGGUGGCAACCGGCACGCGGCCGUACCGCCCUGGCGGCGAUGAUGAUGACGAAGACUACGACGACGAAGAGGACGAGGAGGACGAUGACGACGACGAUGCCUGCGAGGGGCGCUGCAGCUGCGGGCGUGCGCUGCCAAAGUGUGAAGAGGACAAGCCACCGGACAAGGACGCGGGAGGCUAGGCGGGGCUUGAGGCCCGAUAGCGGCUGCCGCUUCGGGUCUCACGCGCCUAGCGCGGGGCUAGGAAGGCGGUGGAGGAGCGGGGAGUGCGUGGCGCGCAACGGCGCGGUGAGGGUCGGCGAGACGGUGGCACUGUGAGACGUAAUGUGGAGGAGGUAGACGCACCAUUCAGCGCGGCGGAAGGCACGAGGAGGAGGUGUGAAGCAAAUCGCUUGAGACGAACGAGUCGCUCAUUCAUUCAUCCGUUCAACAACGGCAUCAUUAGUCCUGUACUGUCCAUAAUUGAAUGCAUCGCAUGAGACGAA
Cutaneotrichosporon oleaginosum is the source of this 1947-nucleotide messenger RNA. RefSeq lists its product as uncharacterized. NCBI's taxonomy places the organism in Eukaryota, Fungi, Basidiomycota, Tremellomycetes, Trichosporonales, Trichosporonaceae. The record is from RefSeq and is a predicted model, not a curated record.